CUUUGAUCAUUAUGCAAAUUUCACCAGUACUGUAGAAUCGUUGAAUUUGUAUCUCUCGAACCUUCUUUGCCAGUAAUUAACAUAAUGUUUCAGAGCCUAGCGUUGUGGAACAAACUCAGUCGGUUGAGGAGAACGAAAAGUUGUGCAUGCUUGUACCAUUCUAGUUCUUCCUCCAAGGAGAUUCGAGAAACAUUCUUGGAUUUCUUUGCUCGCGAACAUUUACAUAGCCGAGUCCCCUCGAGUUCUGUGGUACCUUAUGGAGAUCCUUCUCUAGCUUUUGUAAAUGCUGGAAUGAAUCAGUUCAAGCCUGUCUUCCUUGGUCAGGCUGCGCCUCAGUACCAAAGAGCUGUUAACAGCCAGAAAUGUAUCAGAGUAGGUGGGAAACACAAUGAUCUGGAUGAUGUUGGCAAGGAUGGGUACCACCACACAUUUUUCGAAAUGCUUGGAUCAUGGUCUUUCAACAACUAUUUCAAAACAGAGGCCUGCACCAUGGCCUGGCAGUUGUUGACUGAGGUUUAUCAAAUUCCACCACAGAAAUUAUUCAUCACAUAUUUUGGUGGCAAUGAGUCGCUUGGUCUACCAUCAGAUGAGGAAUGCAGGGAAAUUUGGCUUUCACUUGGGGUAGCUCCUGAUCAUAUUCUGCCAUUUGGGAUGAAAGAUAACUUUUGGGAGAUGGGGCUAGUAGGUCCUUGCGGACCCUGUAGUGAAAUUCACGUCAACAGAGCCGACUUGGAAACAGGAGUCGCCAAGGCAUUGGUAAAUCAAGGAAGCGAAGAUGUGGUAGAAAUUUGGAAUUUAGUAUUCAUGCAAUACAACAGAAUAUCUAAUCAAAUCUUGGAAAAAUUACCUUCUCAUCAUAUUGAUACCGGUAUGGGUUUGGAACGGUUGGUGGCCUUCUUACAAAAUAAAAAAUGCAACUACGAGACGGAUCUAUUUCUACCUUUAAUCAAUGCCGUUCAUCGGAUUUCACGUGGAGUUCCCUAUCAGGGCUGUUACGAUAUGGUUACCGUUCAGGGCCAGCGUGAUUGGGCGUAUCGAUUGUUGGCUGAUCAUAGUCGGAUGAUCACGGUUGCGCUGGCUGAUGGCGCUUUCCCAGAUAACAAUCAUCGCCUGCGGCGGGUGAUGCGACAAGCCCUGGUAACCGGCCGGAAGUGGUUCAACCAAGACGCAUCACUACUGUUGGAGCUAAGCCAGAGAGUUGCAGACAUGAUGGGCGGCGUAUACCCGGAACUGACUCGGAAUUUGAGUAACGUCCACAUGCUUUUGCGGUUCGAAGAGGACGUCUUUCGCGACCAUCUGUCUAAAUCCGGCCGCGAAUGGUCCGGCAUCGUCAACCGAUUCCCAGAGCUGUCGGCUCUUCCAGUCGACCAGCAACCCGGACUCAUUGCCGGACUCAAAAAAUUGGAAGAGUGGAGAAGCUCUUCCCGCAGCGAUGAGGUACCCGGUUCGCUUGCCUUCAAACUUUAUAGCACCUACGGUCUGCAAGAAGAUUCCAUGCAAUUAUUGGCUCAGCUGAAAGGCUGGAAUGUCGAUUGGCCGGAAUUCCAUCGGUUUAUGGCCGAUGAACGGAUGAAUACCAAAACCCAAUCGACCGCAGCUGUAAAUAGCUCUCAUUUCCAAUGCGGUUCAAUCAAUGUUGCGUCAACGAAUUGGCAAUGCCAAGAUGUGUACACUCGCAAUUCCGAGGGUCGCUAUAUUUUUAAACCUUUGGACGCUACUGUGACAGCCCUCAUCAAUCACGAUGGACGUUUGAUUGACGCUGCUAAGGCUGGUGAUAAAAUUGCCGUGAUUGCUGACAAGAGCUGUUUCUACUACGAGGCUGGUGGACAAGUAAGCGAUACUGGACGCUUGGUUUGGCCAAGCGGUUCAGCACAGGUAGAAGAAGUCCGUCACGUAGGCGAUCAUAUUUAUCAUCUGGUGGAGGUCAACGAAGGAAACUUGCGGAUCAAUCAAGUAGUUCAAAUGGUGCUGGACAACAGGCUCGAUACAAUGGCUAACCAUACAGCCACUCACUUGCUGCAAGCUGCACUCAAGGCUAUUCUCAAAGUCACUUGUCAAAAGUCAAGUCACGUGACGCCAGAACAUUUCCGUUUCGACUUUGGUCUCUUCCAAUCGGAAUUCACCGUAGAGAUGAUCUCACAAGCCGAAUCGACUGUCCGUAAUUGGAUACGUCAGUGUCUAGCCGUUGACCGAUUGAUGUUGCCUCUCCAGCAGGCCGUGUCUCUGGACAGGAUCACGCUUGUGCCCGGCGAGAGUUACCCGGAUAUGGUCUCCGUCAUUCGAAUCGAAGAAAGCGGGAAAAGCGAGGCCAUUAGUCUAGAACCGUGUUGUGGAACUCACGUCCGCAAUACGGCCGAUUUAGAAGAUUUCGCUAUUUUGAGUGUCAAAUCUUCUGGCAUUGGAAGUCGGUCCGUUAGAGCCGUUACGCGUUCAGUAGCCAAACAAUCACAUCACAGAGCAGAAGAUUUGCAACGUGAGCUGAAUCUCCUUGAAGACGCUGUCAAUAGUAACCCCGUUGAGUCUAGCCAACUGAAGGAAUUGGAUAAGUCCUUGAAACAGUUUCGUGAAACUAUCAAUAGUGACGAUUUGCCAGUAGUGGUCACUAAGCAACUUGCCGUACGAUUAGAAAAAUUGGAAUCGUUUAUCCGACAAGUUGCCCAGGAAACAUUAGCGAGAAUGAUGCAUCGUCAAGUUGAAACAGCUAUCUCUGAUGCGGGGCCCGCAUCGUUUGUUAUCGUCUGCCUGUCAAUACCACCCGACAUGUUAGAAAUCGGCCGCGCGAAGCUCUCUUUGAUCAAAGCCACCCGACAUUGUCCCAGCAAGCCAAUUCUAGUCCUGGCUUGGGAUGACGGAUGUUUGAUUGGCCGGUGUACAGUUCCUCAGGAAAUGGUUACGCCACAUUUUGAUGCCGAGAAAUGGGGCAACUGCGUCAUAGCCAUUAUCGGGGGCAAAGGUAGUUCGCCUAAAGGUCAAGAUCCUCGAUUCAACUAUAACAUACGUAGUCGGAAAUUAACCAACGACGUUAAAGAGUCCGUCGAGCAUCAAGUGCUACCAUUGGCGUCAGACUACGCCAAAAGAUCGUUGUAACAAUUUAAUGUAUGUCAAUGGUAGAGAGAAAAAAACAAACAUACAGCAAAAGUUUUUCAAGAAAA
Messenger RNA from Daphnia carinata, 3152 nucleotides. Its product is annotated as alanine--tRNA ligase, mitochondrial-like. The coding region runs from base 85 to 3087 and encodes 1000 amino acids. Gene Ontology annotation, cellular component: cytoplasm; mitochondrion. Gene Ontology annotation, molecular function: aminoacyl-tRNA deacylase activity; alanine-tRNA ligase activity; nucleic acid binding. Gene Ontology annotation, biological process: alanyl-tRNA aminoacylation; tRNA modification. NCBI's taxonomy places the organism in Eukaryota, Metazoa, Arthropoda, Branchiopoda, Diplostraca, Daphniidae. The record is from RefSeq and is a predicted model, not a curated record. The transcript has 8 exons.